Messenger RNA from Erigeron canadensis, 762 nucleotides. RefSeq names its product histidine-containing phosphotransfer protein 4-like. Gene Ontology annotation, cellular component: nucleus; cytoplasm. Gene Ontology annotation, molecular function: histidine phosphotransfer kinase activity; protein histidine kinase binding. The transcript is spliced from 6 exons. Gene Ontology annotation, biological process: cytokinin-activated signaling pathway; phosphorelay signal transduction system; phosphorylation. Bases 87 to 518 code for a protein of 143 amino acids. The record is from RefSeq and is a predicted model, not a curated record. Lineage: Eukaryota; Viridiplantae; Streptophyta; Magnoliopsida; Asterales; Asteraceae.
GUUUGAUAGAAGGAAGCAAGGCCAAAAGAAGUAGUGUAGCCCAUUCACUAUUAUAUAUGUAACUAACUCCAUUUUAGUUAUAUAAGAUGGAACAAAAUCAUAUGCAGAAGCAAAUUACCUUGGCCAAAAAUUCCCUUUUUGAACAGGGUUAUUUGGAUGAUCAAUUCAACCAACUUGAGGAUUUGCAAGAUGAUGCAAACCCUAAUUUUGUGGAAGAGAUUGUCACACUCUUUUAUUCGGAUUCGAUGAGACUAAUUCGAAAUGUAGAGACUGCACUGGAGAAUUACCCUUUGGACUUUUACAAGCUCGACGAUUAUAUGCACCAAUUCAAGGGUAGUAGCUCAAGCAUUGGUGCCAAAAAGGUGAAGGACGAGUGCACUCAGUUUCAAGAAUGUUGCAAAGCUAAAAAUGCCGAAGGAUGCAUUAGGAUAUUUCAGAAAGUGAAGCAAGAGCAUGCCACUCUAAAGAGAAAGCUUGAAACAUAUUUUCAGAUCUCGAGACAAGGCAUAAAUUUCUAAAGUUGAAUGACAAAGAAGAAUUUAUAUGCGUAGGAGAGAAAUAAAAGAGAAUCUCUUAAGCUGAAGACUAUGAUAUUUGGAUAUAUAUAUCAUCAUUUAUAUAUAUUGGAUACAUGGAUAUGGAUAUACAUAUGAACUUGUAUUAUGUAUUUGCUUUGCUUAUCAAGCUAUCAGUUUGCUUUUUUUUUUACUAUCUAAUGGAACAUCCGGCCAAUUGCAAGAUGCACACAGUUUUUAAAGCUAA